This is a messenger RNA of Suillus discolor, 494 nucleotides long. RefSeq lists its product as uncharacterized. The transcript is spliced from 2 exons. The record is from RefSeq and is a predicted model, not a curated record. Lineage: Eukaryota; Fungi; Basidiomycota; Agaricomycetes; Boletales; Suillaceae. Bases 135 to 344 code for a protein of 69 amino acids.
UAUGGUACACGGUUCACAUGGGAACGUCUUACCUAGCUAGUACUAGUACUGUUUUCUAAGGAUCAUCAUCAACAACAUAUAGCCUAAAAUAUAUCACCAGCGUUCAUCGAGCUCCAGCCAACAAGUUAUAGAUCAUGGACGAUAUAGCUCAUCCUCCAGCUCGUCUGCAAGCCGCUUCAUCAGUCCCAAUCUCCUCCAGACACGCUCUUUCUCGCGUCAAUGAUUUCCUCGACGAUUUUCAAGCUCGUAGUACACCCUCCAAGGGUAGUGAUACUUCAAUCACCGCCCAACUUCAGAAGCUGAGUAAAGCGCUUGAACAGGAGUGCAUCCGACAAUCAAAAUGAUCUUGUCACAAGAUUUCGGACCAGUGUAUGGGAGACAAUCGAAAAGUGCCAAUCUUAGCCUCACGUAGACUAGAAGGAAAUGUUUGAAGCACGCAGCGAGGCCAUAGAUCAAAUUCAGUUUUUCAUGCGUAUAGCAUGCAUUCACGUCCG